Molecule: messenger RNA, 1350 nt
Organism: Aureobasidium melanogenum CBS 110374
Lineage: Eukaryota; Fungi; Ascomycota; Dothideomycetes; Dothideales; Saccotheciaceae
Exons: 6
Coding region: 1-1350 (449 amino acids)
Biological process (GO): autophagosome assembly
Cellular component (GO): phagophore assembly site
Source: RefSeq, a predicted model, not a curated record
AUGUCAAGCAUCGAGGAUCCAAAGCAACUUUCCCUCCGAACAGCCCAAACCUCGCAUAAUGCUCUAGGUAUCAACGCUCCGCCGUCGCCAGCAUACAAGUCAGCUCCGGCAGACUCGUCCGUGCACUAUACCUGCUUCAUUCGGCUGCCAUUUCCCAGAGGAGAUUUUGUAGAUCCGCCACAGGUUGAUUGGAACUCGACUAAAGAUCGUGCAUUAUGGAAAAUCAUCUCCAAGGCUUCUAACAGCAAAGAGCUAGAUUGGGAAGAUUUGUCCGCAAAGUUCGAGGUUUCUCUAGCCUUUCUACUUCAGCAGGCAGCAUGGCUGUAUGAACGCCACUUUGCACAGAUGAAGGCGCAGAUGAAGAAACUCAGUCCUUCAGCUUGUCCGUCCCCUCUUCCACCUGACUCUACUGGCAAUGUUGCCAUAAGUAGCAAUGCAACCGCUUUCGCAGUCGGUAGCCAAGGUCAAAGAGCACCAUCUGCUCUUUCAGCCCGCAUAAGAGACAGUCCUACACCAACUAUGGGAUCAGGUGGUUCAGGAGUGUUUCGCCAGCCUAACAUGCUGCCCACACUCUCCACAGCUAACCAACAACCAAAGACUGAAGGCCUCUCUCGUACACCAUCCACAAGAACACUGACACAAAGCCGUACCGGACCACCUGCCAGUCCAGCACAACCAACCAACAGGACUUUCAACACAGCCUUUGGAAACCACAGAAAGCCUGUAUCACCGCAGCGCGAGAUCUCAGAGCCAGACUCGGAUCCACUUCAGGAGUCAGAAUCAGAUUCUUCUUCGGAAGGGGAGAGUCAGAGUAUGGCGCGCAGUCAAGCCUUCAGAAGACCGACUCACUAUAACAAAGGCAAGUACGGCUAUGAUGAUGAAGACGAAGACGAGGAUGGCGAGUCGUCUGGCGGAUUCUUGCCAUUCGCUACUACGGCUACUGGAAGUGCUGAUCCAGCUGCAACGCUGAAAUCACCGGUCAAGAGAGCGCAUGAGCAAAGGGCUAUUGCUCCUGACUCUUCUGCAUCUUCGGCAAGCUCUGUAGCAGCUACUCAAUCUACAACCGGCGCUGGCAAACAGAGAGAAGUCAAUCGAGGAGACUAUGCACAUGCUUCUCCGGCCAGUGCGUUGAGUCCUAGACAUCGCGAAGAACUUUCCAAACUCAGCCCGAGAGUCCGUAGAGAGGGCAGUGAGGGUACACCGAGUAUGGGAAGCUCCUUCAGCGAUCUUGAUGAUGCCAGUAUAUCCCAGUCGGCCAUAGAAGAGGCGUUCAUGAGCCACAUGCAACACGGCUCUACAACGAGCAGGAUGAGUUCCAUCAGCCAAGCACUAAGGAGCAAGUAUCUGUGA